CGGAAACGACAAAAAAAUGCACGCGAAAUGGACGUCUCCGAGCGGUGGCAAGUCCUCUGGCUUCCUCAGAGGCCGAGCGCGCCGCGGCCACGGGGCGGUCCGGCGGGGCCCUCGAGCCGGAGGACGCCGAGGCGAUCGGGGCGGCCGCGGGGCUUCGGGCGGCCAGGGUGCGGCCAGAGGGGCUGCGGCUGCUGCAGGAGGCCCUGGACCACUUCCGGGGGUCGAGGUGGUUCGGGAACUUCACCAGCGCUUCCGCCCAGGACGACAAGGGAUUCCUGGGGGACGGGGGCCAGCGGAAUAUUCGGCGGAUCGACUGCGGAGCGCCCUUCGUAGACGAACACGGCCAGGAGUGGGUGCCGAUCCUCGUGUCCGCCGACAGCUUCCUCGCCUACCAAUCAGGAAGAUGCUCGGGACGGCCGUGCAGGUCGCGCAGGGCCUCGUCCCCUUGGCGUUCCUCCCGGCCGCGCUGGACCGCCGGGUCCGCUGCGCGACGCCGCGGGCGCCGCCGGACGGGCUGAUCUUCUUGCGGGCGGAGUUCGAGGGCACGGAGACCGGCCGGGCCGUGCAGGACGCGCUCGCCGCGCCGGAGGUCCAGCGCGGCGUCGGCUCGUGGCUGGACGGGCUGCGGAGGUAUAUCGUCGGCCGCGACGCGACGGCGCGCAGGUGGGUGGAGUGGCUGAUCGACCAGGUCCGCUACGGAGCCGACAUCCAGCGGGAGGCCCGGCAGGCGGUGUCCCUCCACGAGGCCCUCCGGGAGGCCGACAGCCGCAAGGCGCGCGCGGCCCGCGCCGCGGCCGUGCAGCUGGCCUGCCUGGAGGCCGCGCGCGGGAGGCCCGCCCGCGCCCCAGGAGCAGCGGCCUCGGGAUCGCGGGCUGCCGCCGAG
Prorocentrum cordatum is the source of this 883-nucleotide messenger RNA. NCBI's taxonomy places the organism in Eukaryota, Dinophyceae, Prorocentrales, Prorocentraceae. The record is from the annotation of a GenBank genome assembly.